This is a messenger RNA of Cercopithifilaria johnstoni, 873 nucleotides long. Lineage: Eukaryota; Metazoa; Nematoda; Chromadorea; Rhabditida; Onchocercidae. The record is from the annotation of a GenBank genome assembly.
AUGGGUGAAGAAAAAAGCGAUCACUGUGAACAACGGAAAAAGGAAAAGAAUUGGCGGAAAAUACUGUAUGAACGACAACCGUUUGAAGACGAAUACAGUGGUGGUAGUGAGUUUUUGAAGGAACUGAGAACAAAUAUAACAGUGGUGGAAUAUUCAUUUGUGGAAGCAGUAUGUGGUGCUAGUCUUGUUAUGCUACAUUCUAAUGCUGUUAUAUUUUAUUAUUUGGUGUUCAAUUCCAUCAAAAAUAGUUCCAUAAGUUCGGUUCAGCAUUUUUCUUUGAUAUUCGCUAUUGCCUUGGUUCUGUACACUGUCUAUUUGUAUAUGAUCAAACCGGUAAAUCUUCAAGAUCACAUCUACACUUUAAUCACACUUCUUUGUUUUGGCUAUAUGUUGACACCUGUUAUUAGGACACUGACGGAUACAAUUAGUACAGAUACUAUAUAUGCUAUGUCCUUCAUACUCUUUCUCACGAGCUUUAUUUUCCAUGACUACGCGAUGGUUGCACCAUUGGUUUCAACGAUAUUAUCGGUCAACCUUUGCUUAGCAGCAUCAGUUUGUUUGGUUUCUCGGGUAUCGUCGAACGAAUCUGCAUUUGGUCUUCUGGCUCUUUCUAUGCUCCUUUUCUCAUACUGGCCACAAAUGCGUAAUAUCUUGUACAGAAAAUGGUCGAAAUCACCAUUAAUCUUGAUCAUUUUUUCUUCUCCUCUUCUUUUCAGUGCACUACAUCAGCUUUCUCGCUCACUCAGCAUUUUAUACAUAUUUGCACUAACGUUUGUUCUCUUAAUUUGUCCGUCGAUCCUGAUGAUAAUGCAACCGUGGAAAAGUACAAAACAUGGACCAUGGGACGAGGCAAAAGCAACCUUCGAGCGAUGA